AAAUGAACUCGCGUUUUUUUAUCAGAGCUAUUAAUCUUACUUGUUCCUGCGAUCAUGUGUGAACCUGGUGAGCAGGUUCUAUCAGAUGUUCAUGUAGAUGUACCAAUCUCGUCUAAGCUCUCAAACAAAGGGAAAGCCACUACACGGUUUUACUUCAGAAUUCCUGUAGAGUGUUCAGAUAGAGUAGAUCGAUCUUCUCUUUCUGCAAGUCCUUUGACAGCUGAAGAUCACAACCUGAAGUUUGAGCAACCUUCAUCAGUUAAAGAUGGUACAUCGAUUACCGAAGCAACUUUAGACGAAGAUGGAGAUCUGGUGGUUCUGAGGAAGGACAGAAGACAGCAAAUAGUUGUCAUUGAACAUGCCAUGGCAACCACAAUAAAUGAAGUUGGAUUACAGGUGUGGCAAGGGUGCUUACUUCUCUGUGAUUUCAUGUUGAGUAAUCAAGCGAUAUUCCGAGGUCAGGUUGCCCUAGAGCUUGGUGCGGGGGUCGGUCUCGGAAGCAUCGUCAUGGCAACAAUGGCAUCAACUGUUUUCUGCACAGAUAUUGGUCUGGACGUCUUGAAGUUAUGCCAGAGGAACGUAACAAACAAUUGCAAGUUUUCCAUGAACAAUGACCCACAGGAGGAUCAUGAUGUUAAAGUUAGAGAGUUAGACUGGUUUCAGUUCUCUAACACUACCAUGACAAAUUGUUCCAGUGUAUUUCAGUGGGGCGAGGAAGACAAGGUUCUUCUCCAAGAAGUUAUGGUCAUAAUUGCUGCUGACGUUAUAUAUGAUGAUGAAUUGACCGAUGCAUUCUUCAAUACACUUCAUCACCUCAUGACUACUGGAAAGGAGAAGAUGGCAUUCAUUGCAAUAGAGAAAAGAUUCAACUUCACUGUGGAUGACCUGAAGGUGACCUGUAAAGCCUAUGACCACUUCCUCAAGCACAUCACUAGGCUAGUCUCCUCUCCAGCAGUCAAAGUGAAAUACUAUGCUGAGAAACUACGUACAGACUUCAUGGAGUGUUCUCAAUACACAAGGACUAAACAGAUGGAACUGUGGGAGAUUAGAGCAGUGAGGAGUGGAUUGGACCCAGACUGAACUUAUGUGCAAGAGUCUCAGAAACUGCAUACUUUACAUCAGAAGCUCAGGAUAUGGAAUGGAUGCAGGUCGGCAUCGAGGGAAAGGAUUAGUGACACUGUGAGGCUCAUCAACAAAGUUGAUACACCCCUCUGAAGUUUCCAAUAUUAUUUCACAAUUAUAUGUGUUAAGUAAGCACGGAAUACUCCACAUGAUAAAAGGAAUCACAGAUAUUAGUUACCUGAAUGGGAUUUGAAUCUACGACCAUUGCGGACUUUUUGUCUGCCUGGUGAAACAAAAUUGUCUCUGGUUUCUUUUGAUAGCCAUAGACCUGAUCUCCUUCUCUAGUUCUGAGGAUACUGGUCAAAGAAGCUUCUUAAAAUCUUUAACUCCAGGGUUACCAAAAGGUGGAAAUGCCAUGAUAGUUUCAGACCUUUUUGUCAGCAACAAGUCUCACCCCUGUUCAGAUUUUAUGAGACUCAAUGCUGCAAAUUGGUGGUAAAUUAUUUAUAAAAUGUGAAAUAAAAAGAUCUGUACUUGACUUCCAAUGCUUAAGGUCAAUAUGUUUGAGUUCACAUAUAUAGUUAUCAAAUACAUUGCUCCGUAGCAUGGAAAGCCAUAUGAUUUAAGGUUUACAACAAAAACAGUUAUACUAUCUGGUUGAACCCUUACACCGGAAUGUGUAAGCACUGUAUUUUCAGGACUUUCCCUGAGUUCUGUGGAAACAAUCUCAGGAAUAUUUUUUGAGUCAGAUAGUUUUAUUUAAAACAAAGCAAAUUUUUUUUUUUUUUAAUAAUGAAAAAUCAUCAAGUAUUUAAAGACACUG
Molecule: messenger RNA, 1885 nt
Organism: Asterias rubens (European starfish)
Lineage: Eukaryota; Metazoa; Echinodermata; Asteroidea; Forcipulatida; Asteriidae
Product: methyltransferase-like protein 22
Exons: 9
Coding region: 55-1080 (341 amino acids)
Biological process (GO): protein methylation
Cellular component (GO): nucleus
Molecular function (GO): protein methyltransferase activity
Source: RefSeq, a predicted model, not a curated record